AUGCCAAACCUCCCAGAUAUCGCUAAUAUCUUGGAGUGGAAGGACAUGAAACAGGUGGCCGAGCGCAGCGGAAUGACUAUUGCCACCAUAUAAUCCCACCAGCUAAACUAUCCCAAUGACACCCAGGAGCAGUGUUCCAACCUACUGAGGGCCUGGGUGGAGAAGGAGGGGAUGACCACAGCCGCUAAGACACUGAUCCAGACUCUACACCGCAUGAAUAAAAAGGCCAAGGCAGAGAAUAUAAUGGCUAUCAUCAGUAACAAGGAAAACACAGUUCAGAACUCGGGGGCAGAACAGGUGCAGAUA
Molecule: messenger RNA, 306 nt
Organism: Coregonus sp. 'balchen'
Lineage: Eukaryota; Metazoa; Chordata; Actinopteri; Salmoniformes; Salmonidae
Source: the annotation of a GenBank genome assembly